UUUUGUGCUGAUGCGAUUGCUCCAUCGUUGAGGCUCGGUGAUCGUCGUUUUACUUGUCGAAAACGGAAUUUCACGUGAACAUGCUGUUCAAGAUUGUCAGUUCGUUGGGGUUGCUUGCGGGCGCUGCGUUUGCGCAGACGCCGGCUGGGUUUACGCCUUCGGUGAACAAGACGCUGGAUGUGUACUAUGGAUCUACGUACAUUUCGCCGGGACUGAUGAUGAAGAAGUCGAGCGUGCAGAGCAAGCCGACAAUCGGAGUAACGGGGAUGGAGCUCUCGGGCAAGUACCUAUUGGCAAUGAUUGACAUCGAUGUCCCAUCAGGCAGUGCCCGCACUACCGUGCUCCAUGCCCUCCUGCAGGACUGGGCUCCCACUGGACAGACGCAGAACGGUAGCUCGAUCCUCACUACUUCAGCCACGGGCCCAGCAUCCUACUUCGGACCUGCGCCCCCCGCCGAGACGCCCAAGCACCCCCACAACUACAUUUUCUUGCUGCACGAGCAACCUGCGAGUUUUGCGGUUCCGUCUUCUCAGAGACAAGUGGUGCAGAGCAGAAUGGGCAUUAAUUGGCCUAAGUUUAUGACGGAUGCGGGAUUGGAGGACCCGAUUGCGGGAGUCUAUCUGCAAGUACAGUCGGGGGAUAAUACGAAGAUGUUUGUGGCGUAGAAGACGAAGAGAGGAAGAAAGGAGGGGGCGAUGGGAGCGGUCUGGUAGAAGUUAGUGUACAGAUGGAAC
Molecule: messenger RNA, 734 nt
Organism: Trematosphaeria pertusa
Lineage: Eukaryota; Fungi; Ascomycota; Dothideomycetes; Pleosporales; Trematosphaeriaceae
Product: PEBP-like protein
Exons: 4
Coding region: 81-665 (194 amino acids)
Biological process (GO): regulation of proteolysis; regulation of Ras protein signal transduction
Molecular function (GO): phospholipid binding; peptidase inhibitor activity
Source: RefSeq, a predicted model, not a curated record